GUCGUCUUCGGGCUCUCCCUCGUCUACUUCCUCACUAGCACCUUGAAGCAGGAAGAGAGGACAGUGAGAGAUCGGAAUCUCCUCCAAGUGCAAGAGCAUGAGCAACCGAUCAUGUGGAAGGUGAAGUUCAGUUCGGGAAACAGCAGUCAGCUGAGUAACCAGUGCAGGAAUUCUGUGCAGGGGAAGCUCCUCAUUACAGAUGAACUGGGCUACAUCUGUGAGAGGAAGGACCUAUUGAUAAAUGGCUGUUGUAACGUCAACGUACCCAGUACGAAGCUGUACAGCUGUGACAGCUGCCUUCCCAAUGGCUGCUGCAGUGUGUACGAGUACUGUGUUUCCUGUUGCCUGCAGCCCAGCAAGCAACAUCUUCUGGAACGUUUCUUGAACCGGGCAGCUAUUGCUUUCCAAAACCUCUUCAUGGCAGUGGAAGAUCGUUUUGAGUUGUGUCUGGCAAAAUGUAGGACUUCAUCACAGAGCGUGCAGCAUGAAAACACCUAUAGAGAUCCAAUUGCAAAAUACUGCUAUGGUGAAUAUCCCCCAGAGCUUCUGCCUGUUUGAAAGCUGCAUGAGCUAAGCAACAAGGGAAAGGAACUGGAGACUAGAAUCCAAAAAAGCAAGACAACAGCUGCUGCUUUACAACAGACUCAGUGUAACUGGCUAUUUCGUUUCUGGGCACAAACCCAGAGGUGUACAGCGUAAGUGAGGGACUUAAGUUCUCCAGGAUUGAAUCUUGCUUUCUUCAGUUUGUUAUGCACCUGCUUUUGAGUACUAG
Molecule: messenger RNA, 772 nt
Organism: Balearica regulorum gibbericeps (East African grey crowned-crane)
Lineage: Eukaryota; Metazoa; Chordata; Aves; Gruiformes; Gruidae
Gene: SPRING1
Product: SREBF pathway regulator in golgi 1
Biological process (GO): positive regulation of SREBP signaling pathway
Source: RefSeq, a predicted model, not a curated record